AUGUUUCGAGCCAUCCUCACGACCUUCCUAUUGAUGGUCCCACUAUACUACAUUUACAAACCCCCAAGUAUCCUAAUCCGCUACUUCACCCAUCGCUGGCCAGAUGUUCUCUUCCACGUCCCAACAACCAAAAAGAUCGUCGCGCUAACAAUCGACGACGCGCCCUCGAUCCACACACCAGAAAUCCUUCGUCUGCUGCAAGCCCACAACGCCGCAGCUACUUUCUUUGUAAUCGGGUCUCAAGUACCAGGUCACGAGAACAUUUUAUCUGACAUUGUUCGCGCGGGUUGCGAACUUGGGAAUCAUGCAAUGCACGAUGAGCCAUCGCGAUCACUCAGUGACGCCGAACUAGCGAGCCAGAUUCAAGAAGUGCAACUUAAGAUCUCUGAGGCUUAUUCUGCUGCUGGUGUGAGGCAGGAGAGCUGGCUCUUUCGUCCUGGGUCUGGGUUUUUCAGCACGCGGAUGAGAUCGCUUGUGCACAGAUUGGGGUAUCGACUUGUGCUGGGUGAUGUGUAUCCGCAUGAUCCACAGGUACCAUUUUGGAAGGUGAAUGCGAGGCAUAUCUUGAGUAUGGCUCAGCCGGGUAGUAUUAUUGUUUGCCAUGACCGCAGGGAAUGGACAGUGCCGAUGCUACAGAAGGUAUUGCCAGAGCUGGAGCGCCGAGGAUAUCGCGUUGUCACGGUAUCGGAAUUUUUAAAAGAGAUGGAGUGA
This is a messenger RNA of Penicillium salamii, 711 nucleotides long. The record is from the annotation of a GenBank genome assembly. NCBI's taxonomy places the organism in Eukaryota, Fungi, Ascomycota, Eurotiomycetes, Eurotiales, Aspergillaceae.